AUGGGUUCCCAGCCUCCUGUCAGCAAGCGUCUCAUUGUCUGUUGCGAUGGCACGUGGAUGAAUAGCGACAACGGCUAUCAAGAGCCAACUCUCGAGCACCCUCAGCCGACGCUUCAAGUGCCCUCAAACGUCACCCGAAUCAGCCGCUGCUUCAAGCGGCGUUGCGAUGAUGGCACGCUGCAAGUGAUGUCGUACGAGUCCGGAGUUGGUACUGGCAGUAAUGUCAUUGAUCACCUCACUGGUGGUGCAUUUGGCCUGGGCCUUUCUGAACGAGUCCGCGAAGCGUACUCCUACCUCUGCGCGAACCAUAUGGACGGCGACGAGAUCUUCCUCGUUGGCUUCUCCCGAGGCGCCUUCACAGCUCGGUCGGUGGCGGGCAUGGUCGGUACCCUUGGCCUUCUCACUCGAGAAGGCCUGGAAUACUUCUAUCCCAUCUUCAAGGACAUGGAGAACUGGAACAAUGACAAGUACGAAGACGAGUUCCCGGGACAGCCGUUCCCCAAUAAGCCCAAGGGACCAAAUGCGGCAGACGAAUAUCGAACGAGACUCGAGAAGCUGGGCUACACUCGUGUGUACCAGGAAAACGGUGAGCUGAUCAAGAUCAAGGCCGUCUGCGUUUGGGACACCGUUGGCAGCCUAGGCAUCCCCAAGGUUUCCACAUAUAAGUGGCAUGACACGUCGCUUUCGGAUCGCAUCGAGCAUGCCUUUCAGGCACUUGCCCUGGAUGAGACUCGUGCUCCAUUUACCCCAGCAGUCUGGGAGCGGCUCCCAGAGAACAGGUUGACGACCGACCUCCGACAGGUUUGGUUCCCAGGCAAUCAUGCCAACUGCGGCGGUGGAUGGCCGGACCAAGAAGCCGCCGACGCUUCACUUGCCUGGAUGAUGGACCAGAUGGCAUCUGUGGGAGUCGAGUUUGACCUGUCCUGUCUUGAGAGAGUCGCACAUAAGACCGUCAGUUACUAUAAGAGCCUGAAACCCGCAAAGAAGGGCCUGGAAUGGGCCGUCGAACCCAUCUACAAGGAAAAUCAACCAGUCCGGCCGUGGGCACUCGGAUCCAUCAACAAGGCCGGCGACUUCAUAUACAAGCUCUCAGGCUUCGAGAACAGGACGCCCGGUUUGUAUAAGCGAACAGACCCAAAGACUGACCGCGAAACCGGCAUCUUUCUGCAAGACACCAACGAGCGCAUCCAUAGCUCAGCCAGAGUUCGGCUGGCUUGCAAGGGGCUUGGCUUGGACGACAAGGCCGUUUGGACCUGCCCAUCACUGGCCAAUUGGCAGUUGAAGCACACCAACGAAACGUUCAAGGAUCCGAUCCCGCAUGAUCCGAGCUGGUGGCAGGGUCCUCCGGAUGAGUCUGGAGUCGACAAGCAGGAGAGCGGAAGAUGGAUAUGGGAGUAUGCUGGACCGCAGGGCGCUGCGCCCACGGAUCCUAAGCAGAGAAUCAUGGUGGAAGAGCCAUUGGGGCCAUUCGAGCGGUAUCUUCUUCAGUUGACAGAGGGCACACCAAACGUUUACUUAUUCGCCGAGACCCAGGAUAUCGACUGGCAGGGGAACAAGAUUCCAGCGCUGAGAAGCAGAAAGAAUGGUGUCUAA
Trichoderma reesei QM6a is the source of this 1593-nucleotide messenger RNA. RefSeq lists its product as uncharacterized. The record is from RefSeq and is a predicted model, not a curated record. NCBI's taxonomy places the organism in Eukaryota, Fungi, Ascomycota, Sordariomycetes, Hypocreales, Hypocreaceae. The transcript has 4 exons. The coding region runs from base 1 to 1593 and encodes 530 amino acids.